Messenger RNA from Drosophila nasuta, 1122 nucleotides. Its product is annotated as glycerol-3-phosphate phosphatase. The transcript is spliced from 3 exons. Gene Ontology annotation, molecular function: phosphatase activity. Gene Ontology annotation, cellular component: cytoplasm. Lineage: Eukaryota; Metazoa; Arthropoda; Insecta; Diptera; Drosophilidae. The coding region runs from base 74 to 1012 and encodes 312 amino acids. The record is from RefSeq and is a predicted model, not a curated record.
UCAAUUGUGGUUGGGGCACGAACGUUUUUUGUGCCAAUUCGGCUGACAGUUAUAAUCAGUGCGCCAUUACAGCAUGUUUAAGGCGAGCGGCACGAAUUUGCUAGAUCUUCAGGCCGAGCAGGUGAGCGACUGGCUGAAGAGCUUCGAUACGAUUAUCAGUGACGGCGACGGCACAAUAUGGUUUGAUGAUACGGCUAUCGAAGGCGCUGUAGAAGUGUUGAAUGCACUGCAAUCACGUGCUGGAAAAAAGAUUUACUUGAUGACAAAUAAUGGCCUCAAGACUCGCCAUGAAAUCUUUCAACGCGCUCAAAAACUGGGCAUUCAUAUACCAAAUGAGUCGCACAUCAUUUCGCCGACACAAACCAUUGUUGAUUAUCUCAAGCAGCACAAGACAUUCGACCGCACAAAGCGGGUUUACGUGGUCGGAAAUGCGGCUAUUGCUAGGGAAUUAACCGACGCCGGCAUUGAGAGCUUUGGUGCUGGUAAAGCCGAGGAACUGCAGCCAGGUGACAAGUGGCAGGAGUUUGUCCAGCGUGAGUUUAGUACGCCCGCAGCUGCGGCCAAUAUUGGAGCCGUUGUUGUCGGUUGGGACGAGUAUUUCAGCUACUGCAAAUUGGCCCGUGCCUGUCACAUUUUGAGCAGCAAUCCCGAUUGCCUAUUUCUCGUUACGAACAAGGAUGCCGUGCACAAAUAUCCCUCUCUUCACAUACCCGGCACCGGCGCUUUUGUCGCCGCCAUCGAAACCUGUGCCGAACGUCCGGCAUUGGAAAUGGGCAAACCGAAUCCUUUGGUGCUUCAGCCACUGCUGAGCACAGCUGCAUUGCAGCCAGAGCGUACGCUAAUGAUUGGCGAUUGCUGCAAAGUCGACGUCACCUUUGCUAGGAACUGUAACAUGCAAUCCCUCCUAGUGGGCACGGGCAGCUAUCAAUUGGAUCAGUUGCGUGAGAACCCCCAGCUGCCAAUGCCAGAUGUUUAUCUGCCCAAGCUAGGCAAUCUAUUGCCUUAUAUAUAGGCCUCGAUAAAAUUGUAAAUAAUAGUAAUAAAUAAUAGUGUGAACAAAAAUGAUAAGCAAAAACCGUGUUGAAUAAUAAAUACGCUUGCCUGUCAAUAAAAUGCAUUUUA